AUAAGUCUCCCUUGACGUAACCGGUUAGUUCAACAGAUAAUUCAAUCUGCUACUAAAACAACUGCAGAUAACAACGAAUUCUUUGUUCACCUUCGUGAUAUUCUAAUACAAUUCUGCGAGGCGAACUGUACAUAAAACCUUGAGUCAUUAUCGCGGCCAUUUUGUUAUUAGAUAUCUUAACAAUCUUCUCUAUGUCAAGACUCAUCGUUGAGAGGCGCUUCGCUGAUGAAUAGACAGCGGCAAGGAGUCAUUUUAGUAAUAGCCGCUUCGUAGUAUGCUUAUUCUUUUUCGUAUUCUUCAUUUCUUUACGGUUCAGUUUUCAACAACAUGGAGAUUAAACGCAGGAAGUUAAGAUCAGAAAGUGAUGAUAUUUACGAUGCAGAGCCAAGGUUACGGACGAAGAAGAGUUAUCCAAGCAGAAGAUACUUUAUGGUUGUUACUGUGUUGGGAGUCUUAUUUUUGGGAUACAUAGCAAUAGCGUAUGAUUUCAAGCCUGCACGUUUCGGUACCAAGGCAAUUGAUACAUUGGCUUUGUCUUUGAGUUUCCAAUCAAGAUUUUAUGUUGUGGUUAUCGAUGCAGGUUCUACUGGCAGUCGUGCUUUAGCUUUCAGUUUUUAUGAGUCUGUUCUUGGCGGCAAUUUGAUAUUAGAUGGAGAACACUUCUUUCAAACAAAACCAGGCAUCAGUGCUUAUGCAGACAGGCCGAAAGAAUCGGCUAAGUCUCUCACUGUGCUCCUAGACAAAGUCAAAGCAGUUAUUCCACAGUCAGAAUGGCAGCAUACUGCACUAAGCAUGAGAGCUACUGCUGGUUUGAGACUUCUUCCUGGACACAAAGCUGACGAUAUCCUUCAAGAAUGUAGAAAACUAUUUGAAGAUUCUGGUUUUCAAGUUUCUAAAAAUUCAGUUUCUAUAAUGGAUGGAACAGAUGAAGGUAUUUUCUCUUGGUUUACCGUCAAUUUCCUAUUGGAACGGUUCAACACACACAACCCUGGAAAUACAGUUGCUGCAUUAGAUCUUGGGGGAGGCUCAACACAAGUUACAUUCUCACCCGAUGCUUCACAGGAAAAGAAACUUGAUGGACACAUAUAUUCAGUUAAUAUCUUCAACCAUAACAUGAGUGUAUACACGCACAGUUAUUUGGGCAUGGGUCUCAUGGCUGCUAGAAAAGAGAUUAUAACACACGGAUUAAAUUUAGACAACGUAAAUCCGCGAGCAACCUCAGAAAUACGAUCGGAAUGUGUAAAUCCAAUAGUUUCCACCGAAUGGAGUUACGGAGGACUUAAUUACCUAGUCAAAGGUCCCAUUAGUGGAGCACACAAGUUAGUGAAGAAUCAAAAUUUCGCUGGUGGCGAAGUAGAUAGACCAAUUGUUAAUUUUCAAGCAUGCUUGAACAUCAUUGAAAAGUAUGUUAAAGGAAUUAAAAAUAAACCAGAAGGUUUGAAGGACCACGAGAUCUAUGCAUUUUCAUAUUACUUUGAUCGUGCCACAGAGGUCGGUCUUGUGGACCCCUUUUUUGGUGGAGUUGUUCAAGUAAGCGCACUACUCGAAAUGGCAAAGUCCGUCUGCGAUUAUCCAAAUACUGAUCAGCCCUUCAUUUGCCUUGAUUUAACAUUUAUUUAUGUUCUUUUACGUGACGGGUUUGGCUUGGCACCUACAACAAAAUUAUAUCUGUACAAGAAGAUAACUGGACAUGAAUUGAGUUGGGCCCUCGGCGCUGCCUUCAAUAUAAUUCAGAACGGUCUUUAACACACCUGAAGUAUAGAUACAAAGUUAUUUUUACACGAAAUUGAAGAAAUUGUUAGAACUUAUUACAUGUGGUGAAACCACUUGAUUUAGGUAGGAACUAUUAAUCUAUUAUCACAUUCAUUGUUUCCUCAUGAUAGCAUAUCUCGUUACUGGUACAUUUCCCGUAAGUGAAACAUAUUACUUUUGUUUGAGCAUUGUACUCAAAGCCACAAAACAUUGAAAACAGUGAAUAUGUAUAAGUUCUUCAAUUAGAGAGUCUUAAAUCUCUUAAUUCCUUUUUUAAUCACUUGUAAAUUAAAUUAUAAUCACACUGACAAACGCACAGGUCUGUCUAUUAUCAAAGAUGCACAAUUCUACAAAGUAUAUUUAGCACAGUAAGUUAUUUUCAAAACAUGAAUAAUAUCAAUAUAUAAUUAUUAUGUAGUAAUUGAAGACUAGUUGAAGGGAUUCUCCUGACGGGGAUAUCGGCCAUAUCUCUUAUGUGAUAGAAAAUAGAAAGAGAUAGUAUAGAUAAAGUGUAAUCAAUUUAGCGUGUACCUUUCCUAUUAUUUCGUGAGCGCAAUGGUACAUUUGCAAUUCGAAGCCGUAAUUCUUAAAGAAGAAAUCUAUAUAUUUUUUAACGACUUAACUUUUAUUAUGAUAAGUAUAUUCUAUUUAUGGAAUAACACCGAUGUGUAUUAUCACUACAUAUUAUGAAUAUCAUUAAAGCGAAUCCAAUGUCAGCGUUCUGUUAACAAACAGUUCUAUAUUUACAUUGCAAAUGUCGUAUGUACAAAACUAUAAGGCCUAUGGUUCUUAUUGAAUCGUAUAGCGGUUUCGUUUACAAUUUAUGGCAUUGUCACUGAAAUGUUAUAUCCUCGGCCAAUGAAUGUGAUUAUAGUUGGUGAAGGAUUUCCGGUAAGAAUCGAAUUGUUUUUACAUAGUUGUGGCCAAAUGACACAACUUAGUUAAGGUUCUUACAUUCUCGUAUUGACUUUGAAAUUUGAAGUUUUUUUUUUAUCGAAAGGAAUGUUUGAUAAUAGUUAAAUAAAUCUUAGUUGUGACGACUAUCUGACUUUUCAAUGUGCUAUUUAAACAUGGAAAGCAGGAUAUUUAAUUUUGAAUUUCAAGGUCAAAUUGUUACAACUGCUACUUGUUACUACUUGCUCACAAGUCGCCACGUGAGUCUGAGUUACUCUAUCUCACUUCUUAAAUGCUAGGUAAUUAAAAUACUUUUUAUUAUAAGCAAACUUUUUUAUAAGAAAAAUAUUUCUUUUUACUUUUAAUAUGUAAGGUCUGUUUUCCUGUAUGGGGCAUUUUUCGAUGAUUUUAUAACAUAUGUUGAGGACGGUUAUGAAAAUCUGUGCUGGCCAAGUUUAGCUUUUACCAGAUUGUAGAGUAUUGAGAACUAAAACAGUUUUGUUCGUUAAUCUUUAUUUUAAUAUCAACACUAUUUUAUCUUGUCAUUGGCUGUUUGGUAACUCAGACUCUAUGAACAAAACUUUUGCAGUAACUUGAUACGUACAAAUAUGUUUUAGGAAAUAUUCAUUCCGUUUUCGACAAUCUACUUAAAUUUGUAAAACAUGUUUGUGAAAUGAUCAUUAGAUCCUAAGUAUUUUUGCAUUAGAGUACGAUUGGUACGAAUUUUAUUAAUGGACGAAUUGAAUAUAUAUUUUUAUUGUUAGAAUUUA
Molecule: messenger RNA, 3416 nt
Organism: Megalopta genalis
Lineage: Eukaryota; Metazoa; Arthropoda; Insecta; Hymenoptera; Halictidae
Product: nucleoside diphosphate phosphatase ENTPD5
Molecular function (GO): hydrolase activity
Source: RefSeq, a predicted model, not a curated record